Messenger RNA from Babesia microti strain RI, 243 nucleotides. RefSeq lists its product as hypothetical. The transcript has a single exon. Lineage: Eukaryota; Apicomplexa; Aconoidasida; Piroplasmida; Babesiidae. The coding region runs from base 1 to 243 and encodes 80 amino acids. The record is from RefSeq and is a predicted model, not a curated record.
AUGAUACGACACAUGCCCAUCUGUUUAAAGGAUAUAUCUAUUAAUCCUACGAAAUUACUUUAUUUAUACUCUGAAAAUUCUAAAGAUAUGUACAUAAUCAACUCAUUCAACUCUUAUACGAAUGUAAUAUCCUUUAUGGCAUCGGGCUACUUCAUCCUAUCAAACUUUAAUCUUGUAUACUCCUACGAUCGCAUUAUCGUCUUCAUCAUCUACACCCUACUUUAUUACUCCAUUUAUCAAUGA